Harpegnathos saltator (Jerdon's jumping ant) is the source of this 2786-nucleotide messenger RNA. Its product is annotated as putative nucleotidyltransferase FAM46C. Bases 1261 to 2625 code for a protein of 454 amino acids. Gene Ontology annotation, biological process: mRNA stabilization. The transcript has 2 exons. The record is from RefSeq and is a predicted model, not a curated record. Lineage: Eukaryota; Metazoa; Arthropoda; Insecta; Hymenoptera; Formicidae. Gene Ontology annotation, molecular function: RNA binding; poly(A) RNA polymerase activity.
CACACAGCAGGCUGGUGCUGGUGCUGCUGCUGCUGCUGUUCGCUCCGGGAUCGCCCGGGUGGGAGAUCGGCUCGGUUGAGCUCACGGUAGGGAGAAGUCGCCCGUCGUGGGAGUGGGGAAAACGCGCGCGGUGGUGCGUGCGCGCGAGUAGUCGCGCGGACCGUUGUCAGUGUCAGUUGGUUCGCCGCGGCGGCUAGUGGUGUCGUUGACGUGUUACUGACUUCGUUCCGGUCAACAUCUUACGUUUUUGCGCGUAACACUCGCCUCAAACGGCGCUUCACGAACCUUGCGAGACGUUCCUCUCGGUCUCUCUCUCUCUCCUCUCUCUCUCUCUUUCUCUCUCUCUCUCUCUCUCUCUCUCUCUCUCUCUCUCUCUCUCUCUCUCUCUUCCUUCUUCUCCGUCUAUCUCUCUUGUUCUCUCCCCGGUUCCUCGCCGGCGAACCCGCGAAGCAACAGCGGCGACUCGUGCGAACCGACGAACGGAGAGGAGGGGAAGAAGAAGAAGAAGAAAAAGAAGAAGAAGAAGAAGAAGCAGAGGAGUGCGAUCGGGGUGGGACCGAUUGUCGCGAAACUUCAGCCGAAGCGGGCCCGGCCUGUGCCUGCCCGUCGUCGUAUGAACGCAGAGACGGGCGGCGAGACGCACGGACGCGCGCGAAUAUCGCCAAGUUCACGGUGUUCGGACUCUAUCUAUCUCUCCUUCUCUUUCUCUCUCGCUCGCUGAUCGUGCGCGCGCGCGCGCGCGCGCAACGCUCUAAGCAAGCUUCACGACAGUGUCGUUCGAGAAGAAGCCGCGCGCCGGUCCCGCGAUUCUCUCGCGAGUACGAAUCGCGCGGCGUAUAACCGUCUGGGACGCGACAAGUAACAUCGCGUCCGCGGCGAUCUCUCGUCCUCUCAGCGUUUGCGUACGUUGACACCGAGGCACCAAAAGCAGCACGUGCUCCAAGUGCCGGGCCUCAGAGAGCGGGAGCGAACGACGACGGUGCGCGCGGCGGCUACUUGCGACCAAGAGAGGAGACGACGGACGGGGUCGCGCAUCGCGCGGCGCUCUCACGACAUCGGCUGGACUUUGUCGCGGACCGGAUAUACAUGUAACACAUACACAAACCUAUGCGCACCCAUACACGAGCGUUAGACUGCGGCUUCUCGGAAGAUUAGUGAAACGUGCCGUAGCCUAGUGUCCCGACAACGACAGGAGGGAGAAGGCUUGUACACUUUUGUGGCUCCCUGGAGAUCGGCGAGGAACGCCAGCGUCGGGUCGCUAUGAUGGAGUCGCUCUGCCAGGUGAACGGCAGUAAAACCAACGGUAUCAGCAAUGGCGGUCUCAACGAGGCCAACAACAACAACAACAACAACAACAACAAUAACAACAACAACAAUCACACCAGUAACAAUAACAACAACAACAUCAACAGUAACAGCAACAGCAACAGCAACGCCGGCGAUUGCGCCGACCCGCAGCAGAGGCUGGCGGUGCUGAGUUUCGAGCAGGUGCGCCGUCUGAACGACGUGAUGAACGAGGUCGUGAGCAUCCACGGCCGGGGAAACUUCCCCACCCUGGAGGUCAGACUGAGGGACCUCGUGACGGUGGUGCGUAGCAAGCUGGAGACCGAUCCGAGCAACGGAGGCGCCGGUAUGAGGGUACGCGACAUUCGGCUGAACGGCGGCGCCGCCUCCCACGUGCUGGCCACCGAGUCCCAGCCUUACAACGACCUGGACCUUAUCUUCGCGGUGGAACUAUCCAGCGGCCGCAACUACGACAAGGUCAAGGCCGCGGUGCUCGGUUCCUUGUUCGACUUGCUGCCGGAGGGCGUGAGCCGCAAGCGCAUCACCACGUGCAGCUUGAAGGAGGCCUAUGUGAGCAAGAUGGUGAAGGUGAACAACGACGGCGACCGGUGGUCCCUGAUCUCCCUCGGCAACUCCCGGGGCCACCGGAACGUCGAGCUCAAGUUCGUCGACUCGAUGAGGCGGCAGUUCGAGUUCUCGGUCGACUCCUUCCAGAUCGUUCUCGAUUCCCUGUUGCUGUUCUACGAGUGCAGCAAGUUGCCGAUCGGCGAGAACUUCUACCCGACGGUGGUGGGCGAGUCCGUGUACGGUGACUUUCAGGAGGCGCUCUAUCAUCUGCACAAGAAGCUCAUCUCGACGAGGCACCCCGAGGAGAUACGCGGCGGCGGCCUGCUCAAGUAUUGCAACCUGCUCGUGAAAAUGUACAAACCGUCGCAGCCGGACUACAUCAAGACCCUCGAGCGGUACAUGUGCUCGAGAUUCUUUAUCGACUUCCCGGACAUAGGGCAGCAGCGCGCCAAGCUCGAGAACUACCUGUGGAAUCACUUCGUCGGGCCCGAGGAAGAGACUCUCAAGUACCAGUACCUGAUGUUGCUGCACAGCGUCGUUGAGGAGUCUACCGUCUGCCUGAUGGGCCAUGAGCGACGGCAGACCCUCGCCCUGAUCGAGAACCUUGCGUAUCAGGUGCUCUGCCAGGAGCAGCAGCAGCGGCUGACGAGUCAUCAGCAGGCGCCCCAGGCGCCGCCAACCACCUACGUCUACGCCAACGGCUACUACUAUACGCCCGUCAUACCGGCGGCGUGCUACACGUGCACCUGCAACUGGAUGGCGUGCUCGUCGUGAUGCGACGGCAUCGAUGCCGUGGACGCCGCCGCCGCCGCCGCUGCCGCUACCGCCUCUAUCGUCACCACCACUACCACUACCACUACUACCACGACCACCGCCACCACCAACAAUAAGCAGAAGAACAACAAUACCAACACCACCAACACCAACACCACCAC